Messenger RNA from Punctularia strigosozonata HHB-11173 SS5, 3738 nucleotides. RefSeq lists its product as uncharacterized. Gene Ontology annotation, biological process: regulation of transcription by RNA polymerase II. Gene Ontology annotation, cellular component: chromatin; histone deacetylase complex. Gene Ontology annotation, molecular function: chromatin DNA binding; transcription coregulator activity; histone H3K9 demethylase activity. The transcript has 10 exons. Lineage: Eukaryota; Fungi; Basidiomycota; Agaricomycetes; Corticiales; Punctulariaceae. Bases 228 to 3377 code for a protein of 1049 amino acids. The record is from RefSeq and is a predicted model, not a curated record.
CCUCCUCCUCCCUCUUCAGCCCUCCGUUCCCCGUUCUCCCUCCGCCUUCCCUUCUGCCUGUUCGUCGGGUUUUUUCUUACAGCAAAGCGGCAGAAAGGUCUCUCUCUCCUACCCUUCCCCCCCAAGCAGCGACCGGCCCUCAGUUGCUGGUGGUAGUCGUCGAGUGUGCCGUGCAGGGCAAGCAGUGUUCAUUUCGCGCCCCCCCUCCCAACAGCGAGCCUGCGACAAUGCAGGGCGAGAUGCACGACCCUCAUCUGCACAAGCGCACGUCUAUUAACCAGCUCUUGAACCCCGUCGCCGCCGGCGCCACCCCGACCUCGCUCGACCACGCCGCCUACCACCCGCACCCGCACCACCACCACCACCCGCAACAGCAGCAACAGCAACAGUACGUGACGCCCCCGCCUCCGCCUGCGUACCACGGCCCCGGAAACGCGUACGGCCUCCGCGCCGCCACGUGGUCCACCGCCGACAACGCGAACGGGAGCUCGCCGCCGCAACACCAGCCCCAGCAGCAGCAGCAGCAGCAGCCGCGCAAGCAGGAAGAGGGAGGAGGUUGCGUGUACCAGCACCCGCCGCCGAUGCACUACAACCCGUACGCGGCGCCCGACCAGCCGAGGCGGUACGACCCCCAACAACAACAGCAGCAGCAGCAGCAACACCAAUACCCGGCGCAGAUGCAGAUGUCGCCAUGGGCUCACCACGACGGAAGCGGGGCGGUGAUGCACUACGCGGCCGCGGCGGCGCCGCCGAUGGCGAUCGCGCACAUGUACUCGGACGAACGGACCGCUGUACCGGGAGACUACGCGAACGGCGGAGCUGCGGCCGCGUAUCAAGCUCAAGCUCAAGAACGGCAACAACAGGAUGCGCAGAUGAUGCAGCAACAGCAACAGACAUCGCAGACCGUGGAGGACUCCAAAGUUGGACACGAUUAUCAGAACGGCGAACGCGCGUCGGUCCGACUCGCGGCGCGCAGCACGAUGCCCGCGCCGAUGCAGUACUCGCCGGGAUACAUGGCCUACUACCCGGGCGGGAUACCGGCGGGGAUGCCGUUCAACAUGAUGUCUUUCGCGCCGUACCCCCACGCGGUCGCGAUGGCGGCCAUGCCGUCGCCGUCGCCCGCGCCCGCGCUCAAGAGGGCGGCGGAGGAGGAGCAGGACGAGGAGGAGCCGCCGCCGACGACGACGAGGGCGAAGCGAGCGAAGAAGACGGCUGCGGCCAAGGACGGCGGUGCGUCUGCCGCUACGAAGCGCGGGUAUACGGCGAAGAAGCGCGAGGCGGCGCAGGUUGCGGCGCAGAACGCGAAGAUGAUGCCGACCGCGGCGUUCCCCGCGGGCUCUGGCGGUGAGAACGGCAGCAGCGGUCCAGACGCGGCCGCGGCCCCGUCCUCCUCCGCCGCUUCGAAGUCGGGCAGCAGCACCUCCGCCAUCGCCAAAUCCUCCUCGUCCUCCUCCCCUUCCUCCGACUUGCCCAGCCCGGGCCAGCUGCACCCCGAGCUCCAGUUCGCGCGCUGCAUGUCGAACCGGUACAGGCCCGAGAGCUUCCCGCGCUGCGUGUCGUGCACGCGCCGCUGGGCGGGGGACACGUGCCGGUUCCAGGGCAUCCGGUUCUUCCUCAAGGACGAGAGCCGGAACAUCGUCGGGAUCAGCUUUGUGGAGAACCAGAAGCAGGACGCGCCGACGAUGUGUUUUCCGAAUAGCUGGAACGUGCCGCUCGAGGCGAGGCACACGCGGACGAUCAAGCGGACCGUGGCUAAGGCGCUGUUACCGACGCUCAAGCAGGAGAUGGAGCAUAUGAAGGCACCCGAUGUGAUUCGCCGUCCGAGAGAAAGCGACGUGCGCGCGACAUGCGACACGUGCAUGACGUCCAUCUUCUCGACGAGCUGGAUGUGCCGCCUGUGCGGGCGCGAGGCGUGCGCGGAGUGCUUCGCGCAGGUGCGCGAGCUGACGAAGGAGCAGCCCGGGGCGGGCCACGCGGAGGUCGCGGCGCUCCAGGCGAGGCGCGAGAAGCACGCGCACGCGAACCCGUUCUUCCUCAGCUGCACGCGGCGGAGCGAGCACGGCUUUUCCGACUUUUCGCCCGUGUCGAGGUUCCACGAGGGCGAGCUGGCGGAGGCGGUGAAGGAGAUGGAGGCGAUCGCGGCGGCCGACGAGGAGACGGAUGGGUCCGUGGCGGCUGGGGGGGAGGUGGUCGCCGCUGACGGCGAGGAUGGUCGACAGCAGGCGCCGACGGCGGGCAAGCCGACGUCAUCGUCGUCGUCGUCGGACGCGGCGAAGCACCCUGCACCCGAGACGAGCUUACCGACGCCGCCCCCCACGACGCUCACUCCGACACCACCAGAGCCUGUGACGGCGACGGUGACGGUGAAGCAGCAGGAACCGGACGGGGUGCCCGCGCUGCCGGCGCAUGACGUACCGUACUACACUGCGGAGGAGCUCUCGGAGGAUCUGUUCCGGGAGGUGUGGGCGCGCGGGGAGCCGCUGGUCGUGACCGGUCUGGGGAGGAAGUUUGCGAUCGAGUGGACGCCGGCGUACUUUGUGGAGAAGUACGGGUCGCAGGCGUGCCUGGUGGUCGAGUGCCAGACGGAGGCGAACAAGCGGACGAACGUGGCCGAUUUCUUCGGGCAGUUUGGGAAGUACGAGGGGCGGGAGAAGGUGUGGAAGCUGAAGGAUUGGCCGCCGUCGACGGACUUCAAGACGGCGUUCCCGGAGCUAUACGACGAUUUCAGCAACGUCGUGCCCGCGCCGAGCUAUUCGAGGAGGGACGGGGCGUACAACAUCGCCUCGCACUUCCCGUCCAACACCAUCGCUCCCGAUCUGGGCCCGAAGAUGUAUAACGCGAUGGCCAACUUCGAGACGGCGGGCAGCCACGGCUCGACGAAGCUGCACAUGGACAUGGCGGACGCGGUGAACGUCAUGACCUACACCGAGCGCAAGCCGGAUGGGACCGAGGGUUGCGCCGUCUGGGACCUGUUCAAGGCCGAGGACUCGGACAAGAUCCGCAAGUUCCUCAGGGACAAGUUCAGCAUAGGCGCCCAACACGACCCGAUCCACUCGCAGAGCCACUACCUCGACUCCCAGCUCCGGGCGGAGCUGUGGAAAAAGACGGGCGUGAAGAGUUUCAGGGUGUACCAGAAGCCGGGCGAGGCGGUGUUCAUCCCCGCGGGCUGCGCGCACCAGGUGUGCAACCUCGCGGACUGCAUCAAGGUCGCGACCGACUUUGUCAGCCCGGAGAACAUCGAGCGAUGCGAGAAGCUGACGCGCGAGUUCCGGGAGCAGAACCAGUCGAUGGUCUGGAAGGAGGACGUGCUCCAGCUCCGGACCAUGAUGUGGUUCGCCUGGCUCUCGUGCUGCCGCCAAGAAAAACAGUUUUGUUGAACAAGACGAGACGAUCGACGACACCGACGUCGGUGUGCGGGGCGCGAUGUGCUGCUGUUUGCUUUGCGUUUCACUCUGUAUUAUGCUUUCCCCCCCUUCAUCUCUAUUUUCGUUGCUGCUGCUUGCGCUGUCAAUGGGUGUAUGGUUAGUCUGCUCUGGUUUUCGGAUCAAGUCCCGUCGAUCUCUCCGUUUUCUUUUGUCUGCUCCAUGUCGUUCGCUGCUGCACCCAUCACCAUGCCCCCCCAUCCCACGUGGCUCUCCUACAUCUCAGACACUGCACCCAUAUCACAAUAAUGCCAUCCUAUGAAGAUGCCAAUAGCAUACUAUUGCAUUGCCAGGAAUACAAAACAUGAUAUAAUCC